Molecule: messenger RNA, 195 nt
Organism: Pyrenophora tritici-repentis Pt-1C-BFP
Lineage: Eukaryota; Fungi; Ascomycota; Dothideomycetes; Pleosporales; Pleosporaceae
Source: RefSeq, a predicted model, not a curated record
AUGGUGUUCGACCACGCAAACGUAUAUGUGGGCCAGAUCAUUUACCAGUCAAAUUUUUAUGGGAGUGACGAGCGUGCUCGGUUGGAAGCGGAUGCGGGGCAUGGUGCAGAGAGCGGAGGCCCGCUUAGGUGGCUAGCAAGCAGAUUACUUGAAGCGAAAUACGCCGGCGAAGACGGGGAUGCGGAGUUGGAUUGA